Molecule: messenger RNA, 2918 nt
Organism: Quercus robur (English oak)
Lineage: Eukaryota; Viridiplantae; Streptophyta; Magnoliopsida; Fagales; Fagaceae
Exons: 18
Coding region: 438-2486 (682 amino acids)
Biological process (GO): 7-methylguanosine mRNA capping; DNA recombination; DNA repair
Molecular function (GO): mRNA guanylyltransferase activity; DNA ligase (ATP) activity; ATP binding
Source: RefSeq, a predicted model, not a curated record
AAAAAAUAAUAUUUCCUCUCCCCCCCCUCUCUCUGUCUCUGUCUGUUUCUCUCUCUCUCUCUCUAGGGAUUGAUUAGUUAUAAAGAACCCUCUCUCUAAUUCAACAAACCCUCUCUCGCUCUCUCUCUCAAUUUCUCGCUCUCUCUGACUAGCUAGGGUUUCGGCUCUCACUGGCAACGAAGGACACCAAAGGUACUACAAUUUCUAGGGUUUUUCCUUCUCUCCACGCCCACAAUCAACAACCUUCCUUCAUUUUUUUUCUCUGAUCGUGGAAACCUCAAUUUGAAUUUUCUGCAACACCGCAACAAAUUUCUGCUUCCGAGCUGGAUCGUCGUUCCAGCCAGAAUUUUGUCGUCGAUUACAUUCAGUACAAUGCAAAUGAUGCAGAUAAUGAGCUUGUAAUUCCCGCGAGAGAAUUGCGGGCAUUUGGAUGUUGAAUGAUUGUUUCCAUGGAUUUGAAUGCCUCACCGGUACCUGAAGAAGAUGAAGACACUUUUGGACAGCAUAUAGAAGAAUAUACAGCACCAGAAGAACGUAUAGAGUCUGCAGUUGAUAUAGCACGCCGGGAGCGUGAUGAAAGACGCAAGCGAUUGAAAAGAGAACGUCCAGAUGACAGACCAGCCCAUGUACCUCAACCAGUUGCAUAUGAUCAGUUUUAUUAUACAAAAAACGUUAAAACUUAUGACAAAAGCAGGCUUCCCCCUGGUUGGUUGGAAUGCCCUGCCGCUGGUCAGGAAGUAUGUGGUGUCAUGAUUCCUUCUAAGGUUCCACUUGGUGAAUCCUACAAUGACAAUGUUCCUCCUGGUAAAAGAUACUCAUUUAAGCAAGUGAUUCAUCAACAAAGAGUUUUAGGAAGAAAACUUGGUUUGGUGAUUGAUUUGACAAAUACUGCACGUUACUAUCCAGCAACGGAUUUGAAGAAAGAGGGUAUCAAGCAUGUUAAGAUUCAAUGCAAGGGGCGGGAUUCUGUACCUGACAAUGCAUCUGUAAAUAACUUUGUCUAUGAGGUCUCACAAUUCGUUGCUCGCCAGAAACACUCAAAGAAGUAUAUUCUUGUCCAUUGUACACAUGGGCAUAAUCGCACUGGAUAUAUGAUUGUUCAUUAUAUUAUGCGCUCACUUCAAGCUUCUGUCACCCAGGCAAUCAAAAUGUUUGCUGACGCACGUCCUCCAGGAAUUUACAAACCAGACUAUAUUGAUGCACUGUAUACAUUUUAUCAUGAAAAGAAGCCUGAGAUGGUUGUUUGCCCUUCAACUCCAGAGUGGAAAAGAUCUUCUGAUCUUGAUCUUAAUGGUGAAGCAGUGCCAGAUGAUGAUGAUGAUGGAGUUUCGGCUACUCCCAUGCAUGAGGCCCAUGAGAUAGAUGUAGAGAUGACCAAUGAUGAUGUAUUAGGAGAUGAGAUACCUAGGGACCAGCAAGAUGCAAUGCGUCAUUUCUGCUAUCAAACACUUAGGUUGGGUGUUGGGGCAAGAGGAAACUCACAAUUUCCAGGGUCACACCCAGUUUCUCUUAACAAGGACAAUCUGCAACUGUUAAGGCAACGUUAUUAUUAUGCCACAUGGAAAGCUGACGGGACACGAUAUAUGAUGCUAAUAACUGUGGAUGGAUGUUACUUAAUUGAUAGGAAUUUUAAUUUUCGACGGGUCCAGAUGAGGUUUCCUUGCAGAAACACGACUGAUGGUUUAGCGGACAAGACUCAUCACUAUACGUUACUUGAUGGGGAAAUGAUAAUUGAUAAAAUUCCCGAUACAAAUAAGAAAGAGAGAAGAUAUCUCAUCUAUGAUAUGAUGGCAAUCAAUCAAGUUUCUAUAAUAGAGCGGCCUUUCUAUGAACGUUGGAAGAUGCUUGAGAAAGAAGUGAUUGAACCUCGGAAUUAUGAACGCGUCAAUCUUUACCAAUGUAGGAAUCCUUAUUAUAGAUACGACCUUGAACCUUUUAGGGUGAGGAGGAAAGACUUUUGGUUGCUCUCUACUGUUACCAAGGUGUUAAAGGAGUUCAUUCCAAAGCUUUCACAUGAAUCAGAUGGUCUUAUUUUUCAGGGUUGGGAUGAUCCUUAUAUUCCUCGCACACAUGAAGGCCUCUUGAAGUGGAAAUUUGCUCACAUGAACUCAGUUGACUUUCUCUUCGAGGUGGAUGAUGAUCGUGAGCUUCUUUUUGUGCAUGAACGAGGGAAGAAGAGACUGAUGGAAGGGAGUCGGGUUGCAUUCAAAGAUGGUUCAGAUCCUUCAUUAUAUUCAGGAAAGAUUAUUGAGUGUUCGUGGGAUUCUGAAACUGAGGAAUGGAUCUUUAUGCGAAUCAGAACAGAUAAAUCAACUCCGAAUGAUUUCAAUACUUACAGGAAGGUACUUCGGAGCAUAAGAGACAAUAUCACAGAGGAAAUUUUGUUGAAUGAGAUUCAAGAGAUCCUUCGCCUUCCCAUGUAUGCUGAUAGGAUACGGAAUGAUAGCAAAGCCCACCAUCAAACAAAUCCAGCGCGAAGGAGGUGAUUGGGAAUUGAUGUUCACAAUGCCUUCAAGGUUUACUGGUAAUAGGAGAAGCAGAUACUGAAGUAUGGCUUCGAUGCCUACAUGCACAAGUCAUUGCAAGUUUUAUUGGAGUUCGGUAUGUACUUGGGCAUCAGCAAAUUGGUUCUUGAGAUAUGUAUAAUUAGCUACACUUCACGAUUAUCUUUUAUUGUGUGCUGGGCUGGUGAGUUGUAUGAUCCAGUUGGUACACUUGAUAGUCUUCAACAUCAGGCCUGGAAUUAUUUCUUUCAGUUGUCCGGAUCAGGAGAGUUAGGGAUAGAUUCACCUUGUAUAUUAUUAUCAUAUUCUUGUUAUAUGUAGUGAUUGCUAAGUUUUCACAAGGUAGCCAUUUUUAAUAACCUCAUUUCCUUGAAAAAGAAGAAAUCACUAUAUGUGAAUAUCUCUUUGGGUUAA